AUGGGCGUCGACUCGGCGCCGCUCGUGGCCAUGCCGCCCGCGUCGUGGGCGCACGAGCCCGUGUUUCGAACGAAAGGAGAUCUGCUGCAGGCGAGAUGCAAAGAGAAACUCCGCUUGGCAUCAGCAUUUGCCACGGAGAACGGCGGGGUCAAAGCUCCAAGCCAUGGCCGGCGUUAUGUUAUGAGUGGCGCGAUGCACCCACGUCCGCAACGCGAGGAGAUUUCAGCGGUUGAGAGGGCCCAAGUCGACCACAUUGUAUUUGACGACGAAGACGACGACCGUGAACCGACCAAGACGCGGACCGAGCUGAGGCUCAGUCGUCGGCAGGGCGAUCUGAUGCAGCUCCAAUCGGCCUACCGAAAUGCCCCCAGCAACAACAAUCUCGAAGGGGUGGAAAAACAACCCGCGAAAUUGUCUAAAGCUGAAAAGGCGCAGAUGCAGAAGGAGCGCUGUGGGCGCACUCGCACCAGUAUUCUCGUCGAGCGAGCACAAGAACGAGUGAAGAUCAACCAGAUCUACCAAGCCCUUCUGGCACAGGACCCUGCUGUCAGCGACAUGGAUCGUCGAACGGCGGCCUCGGAGUGGUGGAAGCGGGAGCCAGGAUACGUGGAAGACCCGUCGGCAAUGCUGGCAGCAUCGCAUCGGUUGCGUAAGAGCACUAGCCAAGGGCUUAAAUUCGACGGCAGCAAGUCGAGGACUGUCACGGUCGAGGACCUCAUGGACAAGCGCUCCAAGGCAAGCGAGUUUCCAGACAAAAUCACGCAGACGCCGUAUCGACCUUCCACCGCCGGCGCACGCGUGCGGCGCAAUGUCAAGUGGACGAAUGCCAUCAUUCAGUUUUCGAAACACUCGACAGAAAACACAGAACUGAUGGACAAGUACGAUCUGAAGUUCAAGGGGCCGCUCGACAGUAGCUUUACCAAGGACAGGUUAUUCCGGGAGGACCGUAUCAAGGGGAUGCCACAGCGGGUGCCAACGCCACCGGUCGAUCCCUAUGCCAUCGACAAGUCCGUCAAGGCAACCAAGAAACUCUUGGCCGAGGCUGCAUCGAAGCGAAUGGCACUGAAUGCCCGCAAGGCAGAGAAAAGCGACCCCACCGCAAAAGUUGAGGCUCAAGUGCUGCCGCCCACGUACUCAAAAGCCGUAUACUCGACACCGUCCCCGACUCACCUCAGCACGAACGCGCCUCUGCAUGUUCGCGCGAGUGGAUUCCAACACAUCGACGUCGAUCGGAUACUUCGCUUGAACGUCAAUGCUCCGGUCGACUUGGCAGUUAAACAUGGCAUAAGUUAG
Aphanomyces invadans is the source of this 1293-nucleotide messenger RNA. RefSeq lists its product as hypothetical. Bases 1 to 1293 code for a protein of 430 amino acids. Lineage: Eukaryota; Oomycota; Saprolegniomycetes; Saprolegniales; Verrucalvaceae. The record is from RefSeq and is a predicted model, not a curated record. The transcript is spliced from 6 exons.